AAUAACAGAAGACUCAGGAAAUUAUCUUUGAUGCAGCGAGCGAUAUUCUUUGAAACGCCUUGAAAAUCUUGAUUUUUGAGAGCAAGUGUACCUUUUCUUCAAAUGCAAUGACUCAGCAGCCCCAGGAUGAAUUUGCCAGUAGCGUGGAGACUGCAGAAGCUUGGAUGAAGGCCAUUCAGGAGAGGCUGAGGAUCAAUGACAACACCAAGGGACCUCGAUCUGCCCUAGAAGCCAGGCUGAGAGAGACCGAGAAAAUACGUGAGCUGGAGCUAGAAGGCAGCUUGAAAAUGGACUUGAUUCUGGUGCAAGCAGACGCUGCUCUCCGCAGCAUUAGUGAGGAUAAGAAACACGAGGUACUAUUGAAGCUGAAAGACAUUAAGGCCUUGUGGGAAGAGACAGCCAUAUACAUUACUCACUGCCACAGCCGUAUUGAGUGGGUCUGGCUGCACUGGAGUGAGUACCUGAAAGCCCAAGAUGAGUUUUAUAUAUGGAUUCACAACAUGAGGGUGAUCUUGGAGCCUGACAUUGAGUUGCAGCUUGGCUUGAAGGAAAAGCAGUGGCAGCUGAGCCAUGCUCAGGUUCUGCUGAAUGACGUCUUAAACCAGUCGGUGCUGCUGGAAAGGCUGCUAGAGGAAGCUGCUUCCUUGUUCAACAGGAUAGGUGACCCCAGCGUUGAUGAAGAUGCUCAGAAGAAGAUGAGGGUGGAGUAUGAAGGAAUCAAGGAAGAAGCUCAGAGCAGAGUGAAACUGCUGGAGAAGAUAACCAAGGAACACGAGCGGUACCGCGCAAACGUCAGCCACUUCCAGUCGUGGCUCAGCGGUGUGACGGAAAGAUUAAACGGCUGCGUUAGAGAAGGAACCAAGGCUUCAGCAGAGGACAAGCUAAAGGCACUAAAGGAAAUUGCCAAAAACAUUAGGAGUGGUGGGAAGAAAUGGAAACAUCUUGAAAAUCAGUGUGCAGAUGUGAUUCAUAACACCUCCCCACUGGGAGCUGAGCGAAUGAAGGAUGAACUCGAAGAGCUGCGAAAAGCCUUGGAGAAGUUGAAGCUGCUGUGUAAUGUGGAGGAGAACAGGCUGCUCAAGAUCCUACAAUCAGAGGGUGCCUAUGAGUCCAAAGCCAGACAAUUAGAAGCAGAUGUCCAGGAAUUCAGAAAAGAUCUACAGAGACUAGAAAACGACUUGGACCGUGGGUCAGGGCAGAAGAAUGAAGAUGAAUUUAUAGCUCUGUGGAGAAAAUGCAGUGCAACGAGAGCGUCUCUGGCAGCGGCAGAGCCUCAGGCCGAGCGGCUCAAAGCUCAGCUCCGGGAACUGCUGCGCUUUCCGCAGGACGUGCAGCCUCACGCUGAAAGGGUCGUCUCUGCCGUGCAGGAGUAUCAAAGGGUUAGAGGGAAGACAUCUAAAAUGAGUGCUGAUACAGAAAGUCAACUGAGGAGGCUUUUUCAAAAUCCCCUGCAAGAUUUUGAACAGUGGAAGCCAUCAGUCAAGAUGCUCCUGGAUACUCCAGAGCCGACACUGGCUCAGAUUGAAGCUGCUCUGUCUGAAAGCUCACAAUUUAAAGAAAAGUUGAUGAUGUUACAGCUGAAGAAAGAUUUGCUGAACAAUAUCCUUGGUGAGGAAAAAGCAAAGUCUUUUCUCGUGGAAGUAGCUGAAGCAUCAGAGGAGAGGGAAAUUCUUCAUAAAGGUCUGCUGCAAAGCAAGCACAAACUGCAGAAUUUGAUAUUGCAACAUAAGGACUUCGAUGCUGGUUUUGCACCUUUGCAGAAGAAAUUAUCUGCAAUCAAGGCCAAAGUAGAUCUAGAGAAUGAACCACAGCCUGACCUGUUAGGUAAAAAGACACAACUGCAGAGGCUCCAGAUGCUCCAAGAUGAUUUGGCAGAGCUUGCAAUUCAAAUGGAAGAGGUAGAGAAGCUUGUUCAGUCCAAUACCACGCAUAGGCAUGAAAUGAACCAGCUGUCAUCUGACUCUCAGGCUCUGAAGAGAUCAUUGGAGAUGAUGAUACAGCAGAGUGAGGAGCACAUUCAGAAGCACUGGGCAUUUAAUGACAAACUCUCCGACCUCCAGCAGUGGAUCACAGUAACCACUGAGAAACUGGAGUCUUACCAGCGUGCCGAGGGGGAGCGGAGCAUCGAGAGCAGGGUGGCAGACCUGGAGAGAUUGCUAGCUGAGUUUCCAGAUAAGGAGAUCCAGCUGCACCUCGUGGAAGCUCAUGGCCAGCUAGUCAUGGAGAAUUCUUCCCCAGAGGAGACUGCCCAUGUCCAGGCAGAGCUAAAUGAACUGAAGGAGUCCUGGAGAUCACUCAAAGACAUGGCAAACAACCUUCUCAAACAGUGGCAGUUAAAUAAACCAGUGGCUGCUAAGAAGAAGAAAAUAGCGAUUGUGGACAGCAGGCAAAAGUCCAGACCAGCCUUCCUUCCUGUGGAUGUAGCUUCCAGUCAUAAGCAG
Molecule: messenger RNA, 2441 nt
Organism: Tinamus guttatus (white-throated tinamou)
Lineage: Eukaryota; Metazoa; Chordata; Aves; Tinamiformes; Tinamidae
Source: RefSeq, a predicted model, not a curated record